AUGCAACAAGACGCCCUGAACAGCGAUCCAGGCGACGAUGCACGCUCUGACACCCCUACAAAGACAGCCCAUCCUCUAUCGAUGCAGAAACUUACAUCCCAAAGCGAGUCCAAAAUCGACCAUCUUUCAGUAAAGCUCGACAAGGUUCUUGCAUCCAUCGAGAAUCUUGAAUCUUCCUUUGGCCAAAUAGAUACUAGUGCCCCCAGCACGCGAACGAACCUUGCAGAAAAUACGCCCCUGUCAUUGGCAGGCUCAGCUCUGCUUCACAAGACACCCGUUGAGGAUCAUUCCGGCUCGGAGCUGCAGAGAGACGCUGUCUUGGCCACGCAAGCUGCGUUUGCCACCAAGUUUGCGCAGAAGGCUGUUGAUAGUAGCCAUCUGCUACAGGUCUCGCCAGAUGUCAGGCCCUGCUUAGACGCGUUGAGGGAUGAGCUCAAAGAAAGAGGGCCUGGUCAUGGGGAUCCGAAGCCGCCUGAGACCCGCGGAAUCUCGGCCGGUGCGAGUCAGCACCACUUCACGCUGCCUCCCAUUCAACUUGCUAUGGCUGCGAUCCAUAAGCUCAAAGGCAGGUUCUGCUGGUGCAUGGAGAUAGAUGUCGGCCAGUUUGUCGAUUACUUCUUCACUGUGUACUCUGGGACUCCGUCGCUGGCUGACCUCAUCAUUGUCCAUUGCGGUCUGCACAACCUCCUUGUACCAUAUGGAAAUCAGCAAAAGGACAAGACGUCGCAAGACAAUAUCAAGUCUCAAGCCGCACUAUGCCAACAGAAUCUGGAAUCAAUUCUAGCCAAUCUGCCGUUUAGUAUCCCUUCGACAUAUGACUUUGCCCUUGCUCUUCUCAUGGCUACCACCUAUUUCGUCCAGCGAUGCAGCAUGUCUCAAGCUUGGAGCUACCUCGCAGCUGCUGCACAGAUCUGUCUCACUUUGGGGUAUCAUCGUGAGGUACCUAGUAAACCAGAGAAGAAACAAGAGCGGCAGCGAAGAGUUCGGCUCUUUUGGCUGGUUUACAUAAUGGACAAACUUCUUGCCUUGCGUCUGAACCGACCAUCACUCCUCCGAGAUAGAGACAUCACCGUAUCAUACGAAAGCUACGGUGAGACGGCUGUAGAUUCCUCACUACCCAUUGCUCCUAAGUGGAUCAAGAUGGGUAUGCUGUACGGCAGGAUAUACGACGAGAUAUUCAGCCCUGGCGCGCUGUUACAACCGUCGACGCCACGAGAGACUAGAGCUCGGGAACUAGCUGUUGAACUUGAUUGUCUAUUUGACAGCAAGGAUCCAGUUGAAGUAGGCCAAUACAACAUCUUGAUAUACGACACAUUCUAA
Fusarium oxysporum Fo47 is the source of this 1320-nucleotide messenger RNA. RefSeq names its product transcription factor domain-containing protein. The record is from RefSeq and is a predicted model, not a curated record. Gene Ontology annotation, molecular function: zinc ion binding; DNA binding. Gene Ontology annotation, biological process: DNA-templated transcription. The transcript is spliced from 4 exons. Lineage: Eukaryota; Fungi; Ascomycota; Sordariomycetes; Hypocreales; Nectriaceae. Bases 1 to 1320 code for a protein of 439 amino acids.